AGCAACUUUAGGAAACAGAAAAAAAACGAAACAUACAACACUCGGAAUUCGCUGGUCGUCACCGACCCAACUACUACUCGAGCCCUCGCCAGUUUAACUAAGGGAGAGCGGACGGGAUCCCGUGUUCUCUGGCGGGUAUGGUCGUAUGUGCUAAGGCGGCAU
This is a messenger RNA of Thermothelomyces thermophilus ATCC 42464, 162 nucleotides long. RefSeq lists its product as uncharacterized. The transcript has a single exon. The annotation marks the transcript as partial. The record is from RefSeq and is a predicted model, not a curated record. NCBI's taxonomy places the organism in Eukaryota, Fungi, Ascomycota, Sordariomycetes, Sordariales, Chaetomiaceae.